AUGACAGAGAGAGCGAGCAGCAGUAGAGGAACCAAGGCAAUGAGGUACAUGAAGGCACCUUUCAAGAUGUUGAUAAAGGUAAAGGACAUGUACAUCCGCGGCAUGAUCCGAUGUUCUACUGGCAUGGCCGGUAUGGAGACAACAAUGGGAUAUCCUACGCAGCUUAACUUCCCUACUCCUGAGAGUUUCAACGUAUACUCUAGAAAAUCUACCACAGACGAUGAUGAUUUCAAGGAGCUCGUAAAGUCUGCGUCGCUGAAGAUCAGACAAGGUGGGAAUGGCGUUGAUGUUGGAGUGAAAGCAAUGAAUGUGCCGCCGCGGAGGAGUCGUAGUGUUGGAAUGCCAACGAUUAAAGAAGAGGGUGAAUAUGAUGAGGAGUUUGAGUCUGGAGAUGAUGAUGCAGAUAUCAUUAUGAAGGUUAAUCCCAUUCUUUCACAAAGUAGAACUUGUGUCGUUCGUAACGGACCAAGUAUGUUUUAAUUGAUUUGUAAGGAAAGUGAAAUGGUGUUCUCUUUAUUGUAGCUGUUUUAAUUUGUGAAAAUCUUCAUGAGAUUGUUCUCUUUAGUUAGUUGGCUCAAGCUUAACCUUA
Messenger RNA from Vicia villosa (hairy vetch), 589 nucleotides. RefSeq lists its product as uncharacterized. The coding region runs from base 1 to 480 and encodes 159 amino acids. The transcript has a single exon. NCBI's taxonomy places the organism in Eukaryota, Viridiplantae, Streptophyta, Magnoliopsida, Fabales, Fabaceae. The record is from RefSeq and is a predicted model, not a curated record.